GGGGGGGCCGGGGACCGGGACCCGUGCGCGGCUGCCGCCGCCGCUGCUGCCCCGAGCGGGCGGGGGACACGGGGUCGCUGGUGGGGCAGCGCUCAGGGUGCCCUCCCCGGGCCGGCGUGAUGGGCUGUGGGCACCCUGCUCCUGGCAGAGCCCAUCCCUGCGGGGCAGCCACGGCGGGGGGCUGCAGCCGUGUCUGCGGGGGUCGCCAGGCAUGGCUGGGAGGCUGCGGUGGGGCAAGAUCCGGCCCGUUAACCCGCCGCACUGGGCGUGACGGUGCUACCGGUGGGGCUGGUCGGGCAAGCACGGGAGCGCGCCGGGGGAUGCGGGGUGUGGCCAGAGGGGCCGGGUGUGCUGGGGGAUGCGGGGUGUGCCUGGGGAGCCGGGGGGUGCCAGGCAAGGCCCGGGCAGGGGUGUUGCUGUGUCUCUGCCGGGGUGAUGCCUGGUGCCCGCUCUACGCCAGGACAAUGCCUGGUGUGUGACGGGAUGCUGUGUAUGGUGUGUGCCGGAGCACCGCCCGCUGUGCUGCCAGGGCAGUGCCAGGGCAGUGCCAGUGGCUGCUCCGUGCCGGGAUGGUGCCUCCUGGAUGCCAGGACAGCCCGCGGUGUGUGCCCAGGUGGUGCCCCGAUGAUGCCCAGCGUGUGCCGUGCUCGGUCCGUGCCAGGACCACGCCCGGUGUGUGCCGGGGUGGUGCCGUGUGCCAGCGCUCUCCGGGUGUGUGCCAUGACCCCCUCCCUCCGCAGGAACUGGUGUGCCUACGUGGUGACACGCAGCGUGAGCUGCGUGGUGGAGGAUGGCGUCGAGAGCUUCAUCAAGCCAGACUACCAGCCCUGCGCCUGGGGGCAGCUCCAGUGCCCCCGAGUCCUGGCGUACCGCAGCUUCCUCCGGCCCCGCUACAAGGUGUCCCAGCGCACGGUGUCCGAGCUGGCCUGGCGCUGCUGCCAGGGCUACUCGGGGCCGGACUGCAGCGAGGGGCCCGCCCCAGCAUCCCCCCAGCCCACCGGCCGCCCCCCGCCCCGGCCCGGCCGCCCCACGCUCUCUGGCUUCGGCAACCCCCUCAGUGGCCUGGGGGGCGAAGGCGGCGGAGACUCGGAGAAGGUGCGGCGGCUGGAGGAGCAGGUGCGGCGGCUGAGCGAGCAGCUGGAGGAGCUGCGGGCCGGGCAGGAGCCGCCGCGGGCGGCUGUGGAGGGGCAGCCCGGGGGCGAGCAGCCGGCUGACGCGGCCGCCCCCGCCGAAGUGCGGGAGGCGCUGAGCCACCUUCAGCGGCGCCUGGAGGAGCUGGAGACCCGCCUGCACCGCGCCGAGGGCGGCCGGGACGGCCCAGGGGCUCCGGGGGGCCCGGGGACGGCGGCGCUGCACGAGCUGGAGCAGCGGCUGCAGGAGCUGUGCGCUGCCUGCACCACCGGCACCGAGGGGCUGCGGCGGCAGGCGGCCGAGGACCGCGAGCGGAUGCGGGCGCUGGAGAAGCUGGUGGGCUCGGUGGACAAGCGCAACAGGGAUGCGGUGGAGUCGGUGCAGAGGCACAUCAGCAGCCUGAGCAGCCGCCUGGCCCCCGUCCCGGCGGCUCCCCCGUCCCCGGACGUGCUCCGUCGCCUGGCCGAGCUAGAGCGGCGGCUGGAGGGGCUGCCGGUGCCGGCAGCGGGGCCGGGGCAGGGACCGGUGCUGGCGCGGCGGCUGGCCGAGCUGGAGGGGCGGCUGAACGCUUCGCACGCCGGCCCGUGGCCCUCCGAGCCCGAGGGGCGGCCGGCUGGGCUGCCGGGGCGCCUGGCCAACCUCAGCCGGGCCGUGGAGGGGCUGGCGGCGAGCGGGGCACAGCGCGGCGCCCGCCUGGACCAGCUCGAGGGGCUGCUGGCCCGCUGCGGCCCCCCGUGCCCGGGGCAGGACGGGGCGCUCGGCCCGCACCUCCGGCAGCCAGGGGACACCGAGGGUCUCUGGGAGGACGGGCUGACCGGGACCCUGGGAGUGCUGCAGGGGGAGGCGCUGGCCGAGGAGCUGGAGCAGCUCCGCAACCGGACAGGGCGGCUGGAGGCGGCCCUGGAGGAGCUGGGCGGCGACCCCUGCGCCCGGCCCUGCGCCUCGCCGCCCCCCGGGGAGCCGGAGCAGCCCCCGGCCGGCCCCGCGGAGCCGGAGGAGCCGGAGGCACCGCUGGAGGGCUUCGGCAUCUUCGGGGGCCCGUCCCCGUCGGAGCUGCGGGUGCUGCGGGGGGAGCUGACGGCGGCGCUGGCGGCCCUGAGCGGGCUCAACGCCACGGUGGAGGGGCUGCAGGACGCGCUGGAGGAGCAGGACGCCCGGCAGCGCCAGCUGAGCGCCGCCACCGACCGCGUGGUGGCCGAGCUGGACCGGGCGGCGGCGGCGGCGGCGGCGCGACAGGCGGAGAGCGAGGAGCGGCUGGAGGCGCUGGCGCGGGAGCUGUCGCGGGCCGGGGGCUGCCCCGCGGGGCUGGAGCCACGCGUGGCCAAGCUGGAGGGGGUCUGCGAGCAGCUGGAGGCGGUGGCCGGGGGGCUGCGGGGCGUCCGCGAGGGGCUGGGCCGGCACGUGGCCGGGCUGUGGGGCGCCGUGCGGGACCUGAACGCCACGGCCCGCGGGCAGGCCGCGCUGCUGGACAAGGCGCUGGAGCUGCCGGCCCGGCUCGGUGCCCUCAACGCCAGCCUGGGCCACCUGCGCGGGGAGCUGCAGCGCCUGGCACGGCUGGAGAGACACGGCCCCCCCGGCCCCCCUGGACCUGCUGGCCCCAUGGGCGAGACAGGCCCUUCUGGCCCCGCUGGGCCCCCGGGCAAGGAUGGAGAACAGGGUCCCAUGGGCCCCCCCGGGCUGCCCGGAGAGAGAGGCGCGGUCGGGGAGCCGGGCUCGGUGCCCCGCGUCGCCUUCUCGGCCGCCCUGGGCACGCAGCGCACGGAGCCGGGCACCGUCCCCUUCGACCAGGUGCUGCUCAACGACGGCGGCGCCUACGACCCCGAGACAGGCACGUUCACGGCGCCGGUGCCCGGGCGCUACCUGGUGAGCGCGGUGCUCACGGGGCACCGGGGCGAGGCGCUGGAGGCCGUCCUGUCCCGCUCCGGCCACGGCAUCGCCCGCCUGGACUCGGCCGGCUUCCAGCCCGAGGGGCUGGAGAAGGGGCCGGUGGCGGCGCGGGGCCCCAGCCCCGGUGCCCUCGGCGUGUUCAGCCUGCUGCUGCCGCUGGCGGCCGGCGAGACGCUCUGCGUGGACCUGGUGUCGGGGCGCCUGGCGCACGCCCCCGACGAGCCCCUCACCACCUUCAGCGCCGCGCUGCUCUACGACUCCGAGGAGCCCUAGAGCCGCCGGGGGCACGGCCGGCCCCGCCGGGACCCCCGCCCCACCCCGUUAUU
This is a messenger RNA of Onychostruthus taczanowskii (white-rumped snowfinch), 3344 nucleotides long. It is a transcript of the gene EMILIN1, whose product is annotated as elastin microfibril interfacer 1. Bases 436 to 3291 code for a protein of 951 amino acids. Gene Ontology annotation, molecular function: protein binding. NCBI's taxonomy places the organism in Eukaryota, Metazoa, Chordata, Aves, Passeriformes, Passeridae. The record is from RefSeq and is a predicted model, not a curated record. The transcript has 7 exons.